GGGUGGUGUGGAAACUGUUUUAGUUCCCAGUCUUCGCGCCGCCCUAGCGCAUGACGCAAUAGCAGUGUCACAAACUCUGCGCAAACGUCGCUAGCAAGCGAAUACAUCCGAGGAUUGUUUUUGAUGCGCUGCGCCGGAUAAUUUUGUGAGAAAAACAACCCGCCUCUAUUGGGACCAGUUAGGUAUAGCAGCAGAAUGUUUUUCGGGCAGAUGCGGCCGAUGCUGUCGCCGUGAGCGAGAAUGGGCCUCUAGCCGUGCCGAACCAGGCACGCUUUUUGAUCGUGAGGACCAACUAGCGUACUUUGCUUUUGAACCAGAAUACCAGUGCUCGGAGACCUCUGAAGUUGGCGUGAGAAGCGAACGUUCACGUUAUAGCUGCAAGCGUGCGUAUUCUGAGCUGCCGUGAUGUCGGACCACGUUGACAGUGGUCAGCCGCUGCAGAUGCUCAAUGUAAACGGACGCAGUCUGGAACUGGAUGAGCAUGGCCUGGCACGUCUCCUUCUGGACGAACGCAUAAAGGACCACCCCGUUGUCGUGAUUGCGGUAGCCGGUGCCUUCCGCAAAGGAAAGUCGUUCCUGCUAUGCUUCUUGCUGCGCUACCUACGCAACAUAGGUCGAGCUGACUGGCUGGGCGACCCGAACGCUCCGCUGGAGGGCUUCAAGUGGCAAGCGGGCAGCCAGUGCCAGACUACCGGAAUCCUAUUGUGGAAUGAGGUUUUUCUGGUGGAGAAUUCUCGAGGUGAGAAGCUGGCAGUGGUACUGAUGGACACCCAAGGGACCUUCGACUGCAAGUCGGCUACUGUUGUGCAUUCUUCUAUUUUUGCCUUAAGUGCCCUGAUUAGCUCUGUGCUUGUUUACAACGUAUCCCAGAACAUCCAGGAGAACGACCUGCAGCAUCUUCAAGCUUUCAUCGAAUACGGUAUUCUGGCGCAAUCUGACCAGCAGCAGCAGUACCGUAACAUGCCUGAUGAGGUGGGAUGUGCACGGCCCUUCCAGAGCUUGCUGUUUCUGGUGCGUGACUGGCAGUGUGCGUACGAGAUGCCUUAUGGCUUGGAAGGUGGUCAACAACUCCUGGACAGCCGCUUCGACGACAUAGAGGACGAAGAGCUGCGACAGCUGCGGCAGAAGUUAAAGACAUGUUUCAUGAAGAUCCGCUGCUUUCUGAUGCCUCACCCCGGCUUAAAGGUGGCCGAAGAGCGGCUGUGUGAAGGCCGCCUCAUGGACAUUAGUGGCAAAUUCAAGCUGCACCUUCCUGACCUCGUUCAGUUGCUAUUAGAGCCAGAUAAUCUGCUGCCAAAGCAGAUAAAUGGUCGAACAAUAACGUGUCAGGAGCUGAUGUCCUACAUUAAGGUUUAUGUGAGCGCAACCAAGAAAGGUCUGUUGCGUGAUCCAUCAGCAAUGCUAGAGGUGACCCACGCCGCAAGCUGCCGCGCAGCCUUGGACAAAGCUCUGGACUUCUAUACAACCAGUAUGUUAACAAUGUGGCAGUGCUCUCCUGGAGACGUCGACCGCGAAACCAUGCGGGGUUAUCACGACAUGCUUCGUGAAAUGGCCAUAGAGAAGUACUCUGCGACACCCAAGAUGGGCGAAGAGGAGCAGGCACAGGUGUACUUGGAAAAACUCUUGGAGAAAAUGGACGCCACUUUGAACAUUUACUGCGAGUACUUGAAAGAAAAGAAGAAUAGAUCAUUCAACACCGAAUUCUUCAAACACGUGGCUUUCAAGGCUGUCCACGGAUUUGUCACGACUGGUCUGGCGGCUGCUGCUAUUGCCUUGGCUGUGGUAGACCUGCCCAUCGUAGCCAUUGCGCUUGGAACCACUGGAGCCGUGUCUCUGACCGCGCACUUUAUCCAGGUGGUCGUCGAAAAGCAACUUGCCAAACGCAAGAAGGCGGACAGAAAGAAGGACUCAAUGAGGACUGCGGAAGCCGCCAAAAGCAGAGAAACGUACGCCUUUGACAGCGAUGAUGGCGAUGAGGAGGCACGACUGCUUUACAACGAAAACGGGAGUGACAGCGAGCUUUCUGUGGAGCUCACCGAGUGUUCAGCGACAUCACUUGUACCAAAUGUUACGGCUACCUCUGGCAAGAGCAUGGCGCAGCCUCAGAACGCAUUGACAACUCAAAGAGACUCCAAGAGAAGACAUACGUAUACUGCUGACAGAGUUUCCUCAGACGACACCACACCGCUUCUAAAUGGCACUGAAGACCCUGAGAGUCACCAGUGUAUUGAUUUACUGGACAUGGAAACAGUUCCACUAGACCCACCUUUUAUGCUUUGCGACGAAGCGGCGGCAACAGAGACAGUCAACUCGGAGGCAUAUGCUCACGCUGUGAAACAAUACGUACAAGGCAUGGAAAUGGUGUGCAACGAGUCCACUCCUGGCCUCAGUGAGGAGCAGCUAGAACCACACCACAACGAACUGCAGCGAUCCGCGCGCCAUAUUUUUGCAAGAGGCUGCAGUGCGGCCGGUAAAAGAGUGCUGCGACACUUUGUGAACAAGCUUGAACAUGAAACAGAAGAACAGUUCAAGAACAUCGUCAACCAGAACAGAGAAAAACUCAGCUGGACAUCUUCGCGGUGAUAGCUAUUAUGCUGGAGGACGCCAUUCCCAGCUACAGUGAGUUCAUUUGUAUGGCAGUGAAAUAAAAAAAACAGAAUGCAGAUGUGUACUUGAGUUAA
Molecule: messenger RNA, 2681 nt
Organism: Rhipicephalus microplus (southern cattle tick)
Lineage: Eukaryota; Metazoa; Arthropoda; Arachnida; Ixodida; Ixodidae
Product: atlastin-3
Molecular function (GO): GTP binding; GTPase activity
Source: RefSeq, a predicted model, not a curated record